Mangifera indica (mango) is the source of this 1123-nucleotide messenger RNA. RefSeq names its product agamous-like MADS-box protein AP1. Gene Ontology annotation, biological process: positive regulation of transcription by RNA polymerase II. Gene Ontology annotation, cellular component: nucleus. Gene Ontology annotation, molecular function: DNA-binding transcription factor activity, RNA polymerase II-specific; protein dimerization activity; RNA polymerase II cis-regulatory region sequence-specific DNA binding. NCBI's taxonomy places the organism in Eukaryota, Viridiplantae, Streptophyta, Magnoliopsida, Sapindales, Anacardiaceae. The record is from RefSeq and is a predicted model, not a curated record. The transcript is spliced from 8 exons. Bases 154 to 897 code for a protein of 247 amino acids.
AAUCUAUAUAUGUGCAUGUUUCGUCAGACAGACAUCACAUUUGGCAAGAAGAAGAAAGAUCCCCAUUUAUAAUAUCUGAUUUUGGGUUUUCUUGGGUUCUUCUUGUUUGGUGUUUUUAGGGAAAACUAACGAGAGAUCGUCUUCAUCGUCAACAUGGGAAGAGGUAGGGUUCAGUUGAAGAGAAUAGAGAACAAGAUCAACCGUCAAGUCACUUUCUCCAAAAGGAGAGGUGGGUUAUUGAAGAAAGCUCAUGAGAUCUCUGUUCUUUGUGAUGCCGAUGUUGCCCUGAUUGUCUUCUCUCACAGAGGGAAACUCUUUGAGUAUGCAACUGAUUCAAGCAUGGAAAGGAUCCUUGAACGCUAUGAGAGGUACUCCUAUGCAGAGAGACAGCUCGUUGAUCCUGGUCCUGAAUCAACGGGUAACUGGUCUCUGGAGUUUCACAAACUUAAGUCCAAAAUUGAACUUUUGCAAAGGAGCCAAAGGCACUAUUUGGGAGAAGACUUGGACUCACUGAGUGUGAGAGAUAUCCAGAAUUUGGAGCAGCAGCUUGACACUGCUCUCAAACACAUCAGAUCAAGAAAAAAUCAGCUCAUGUAUGAGUCCAUCUCUGAGCUCCAGAAAAAGGAAAAGGCAAUACAGGAGCAGAACAACAUGCUUGCUAAGGAGAUCAAGGAGAGGGAGAAGACUAUGGCUCAGCAAGCACAGUGGGGGCAGCAAAACCAGGGCCCCAAUACAUUAUCCUUCCUGCUGCCACAGGCACCUCCUUGCAUGAAGAUUGGUGGUGCUACUGCUUAUCAGCAAGAAGAAGAAGCAGCAGAUGAGGAGAUGAGGCGUAACGGGCUUGACCUCACUCUUGAACCAGUGUAUUCGUGCCACCUUGGAUGCUUUGGUGCAUGAAUUCAAACCAGAAAUUAAGACGCUUAGUUUCCAUCUACUAUCUAUACUUGUUUGUAAGUGUUGGAGUAAAGCUACAACCAAGGAGGCACGGGAUUAAGUAACCACCAGACUCUUCUCAGCCCUUCUCCUUUAUCUAUUUGAUAUGACUUAAAAAAACUCAUCAUAAUAAGGUACUUGAAGAAGGGUUGCUUAAACUUAAUUAUCACUUCUAUAUUUCUAUUUAUUA